AUGACUUAUAUGCCGGAUCCUGAGAAGCAUGCGCCUGUUGAGGAGUAUGGUGAUGUUGCUGAUGGCCUUGGGUCGACUCCUCUGGUCAACGCGGACAAGCUUGCUCGUCGCCUUUCUGGCCGUCAGGUGCAGAUGAUCGCCAUUGGUGGUACGAUCGGUACCGGUCUGUUCUUGGGUACUGGCUCGUCACUCGCCACUGGUGGUCCUGCCUCGAUGUUGCUCGCAUAUGCGAUUUGCGGUGCUAUUGUCUUUAUCACCAUGCUGUCUCUGGGUGAGAUGGCUGCUUUUGUCCCCGUUGCUGGAUCCUUUUGUACAUUUGCGGGCCGCUUUGUGGAUGAUGCUUUGGGCUUUGCUUUGACUUGGAACUAUUGGUUCAAUGAUGCUGUUUCGACAGCCUCGGAUAUCAUCGCAUUGCAACUUCUGCUAGAAUUCUGGACCAAUAACUUCCCGGGUUGGGCGAUCAGUUUGAUCUUCCUCGUGGUUGUCAUUUGCCUAAACCUUCUUUCGGUGAGGGUGUAUGGCGAGGUUGAAUAUUGGCUGAGUUUGCUUAAAGUCGUCACCAUCGUGAUUUUCAUUAUUCUUGGCAUCGUCGUCAACUGUGGAGGCAAUAAAAAUCACGAGUACAUUGGUGGCAAGUACUGGAACAUGGGAGAGGCUCCUUGGGUUGGUGGCAUCGGUGGAUUCGCCUCGGUCUUUGUCACGGCCUCAUUUGCCUUUGGCGGUACCGAGUCCAUUGCCAUUACCGCUGGUGAAACGAAAAACCCCUCGAAGACCAUGCCCAAAGUUGUGCGCAAUGUCUUUUGGCGUAUUGUGCUCUUCUACCUGCUCUCCAUCCUUCUCAUCGGUCUGAAUGUCCCAUACAACUACCCUGGUCUCGAUGAUGAAGACACUCGCACCAGUCCAUUCACCAUUGUUUUCGAAGAGGCCGGUAGUAGCGUCGCAGGCAGCUUCAUCAAUGCCGUGAUCAUGACUUCUGUGAUCUCCGCCGCGAAUCAUGCCCUCUUCGCUGCCACCCGAUUGCUGUACUCAUUAGCGGUCGACGGCUAUGCACCGCGCUUUUUCAGCCACUUGAACCGCUUCCAGAUUCCCUGGGUCGCCGUUCUGGCUAGCUCAGUCAUCAGUGGACUUUGCUUUGGUGCAAGCUAUAUCGGUGCCGGUCAAUUGUGGUCCUGGCUGCAGAACAUUGUCGGUGUCUCCAACCAGCUCUCUUGGAUCUGUAUCGGUAUUGCCUCUCUCCGCUUCCGUGGCGCCAUCCGUGCGCAAGGUCUCGAGGACCUUCUCCCCUUCAAAAACUGGACCUACCCCUAUGGCCCUAUCUUUGCGAUCGUCCUGAACAGUUUUCUGGUUCUCGUGCAGGGCUGGUCAUGCUUCAGUCCGCACUUCAAGGGUGUGAAGUUUGUUUCCUAUUAUAUUGAACUGGCGAUCAUGUUUGUCAUGUUCGUUGGGUGGAAACUUAUCAAGCGGACGCGAUUUGUUCGCAGUGCGAAUAUGGAUCUGCGCACUGAUCGGUAUGAUGGUGGCCUUGAUGAUGACCACACGCCGGAGCAAGUUCAGGAGCCCGAACGAAAGGGGAUACUUGGAAAGGUCCAGCGCUCUGCUCAGUGGCUGUUCCUUUAA
This is a messenger RNA of Penicillium odoratum, 1617 nucleotides long. Its product is annotated as amino acid permease. Gene Ontology annotation, molecular function: amino acid transmembrane transporter activity. Gene Ontology annotation, biological process: amino acid transmembrane transport. The transcript is spliced from 5 exons. Gene Ontology annotation, cellular component: membrane. Bases 1 to 1617 code for a protein of 538 amino acids. Lineage: Eukaryota; Fungi; Ascomycota; Eurotiomycetes; Eurotiales; Aspergillaceae. The record is from RefSeq and is a predicted model, not a curated record.